Molecule: messenger RNA, 5774 nt
Organism: Entelurus aequoreus (snake pipefish)
Lineage: Eukaryota; Metazoa; Chordata; Actinopteri; Syngnathiformes; Syngnathidae
Gene: ttc14
Product: tetratricopeptide repeat domain 14
Exons: 12
Coding region: 368-2686 (772 amino acids)
Molecular function (GO): protein binding; nucleic acid binding
Source: RefSeq, a predicted model, not a curated record
UUGCGACUCGCCAGACAACGAAGAAGAAGAAGAAGCGUCCUCACUCCCAAAACGGGCUGGGCUCAUGCUAGCAGUUCUGGUGACGACAAACUUACAUUUUGUCAAAUUCGCGUUAAACGGUAGACUAUAGUCUUGUUUUCUAAAAAGUAUUCGUCAUCGGAGCAGUCUGGGAUUUUCACGGGUUACAGACGAAAAGACGUCGUGUUGUCCUAUUAGCGUGGACGUCUGCGCUGCCAAAAAGUGCUGCUUUUUAUUGACUCCAUCGAACACUUAACUACACAUUCAUUGUUUCGGUUCUUUUUCGCCACACGUGUUAUGAGUUUCCCUUUUUAUGUGGAGAACUCCGACCAUGUGAAAUAAGAGCAUCAUGGACAGAGACUUGUUGAGACAGUGUCUGACUUAUCACGGAGAGUCACUAUUCAGCACGCUUAAAUGUGAACAAACUGAAAACCCAGACUUCCAAGACGUGGUGACUGACCUUUGUAAGGUUGCGUAUGAAAGCAACGGCGAAGGGCCGGGGAACCCCCUCGUGGAGCAGUUCAUUGCCAGGAAGGCUGACAUUCUAUUCUGUCCAUCAUGGAAGACAGCAACUCCUAAAGAGGAGAAGCAUGGAGAUGAAGAGGCUGCAGAGCCUUACGCUGUCAUGCCACCCCUGGAGUUAUUCAUGGAAGUGCCUUAUGAUGAGAGAAGGGCUAUGCUGUAUCGAGAUUUGGAACGAGGGGACAUUGUGGUGGGGAGGAUCAACAAUAUCAGAGAAUAUGGCUUUUUUCUCACUCUGAUUUGCAUGGCGGGAGGAAUGAAUCGAGACAUAGAAGACCUGGAGUUAUCUGCUCUUUGUCACAUCAGGGAAAUUCCCUCUGCUGGCAGCCAUGAUGAUCCUUUGUCUUACUACCAGAUUGGAGACAUAAUCAGAGCUGGUGUGAAAGACAUUGACCGCUACCAAGAAAAAAUCACAGUGUCACUGCUUCAAACGUCGCUUUCACCCAGAUCGGAGAGCGUCCAGCUAGGAGUCAUAAACAAGGACGAGCUGCCUCUACACUAUAAUCGUAGUGUUCGGGCAGCUAGUGACUCAAGGGAGACAUACGAGCGUAUACUGUGUGGUUGCCACGGCUACCACAACCCUUCUGUCGUGGACUACUUGCUGGAGAACAUUGGUGUUACUGACAUUCACCCACCCUCGAUGAUGAGGGGGCUACAAAGUAAACUCUUUGAAAAAGAAGAUUUUGCGUGUGCAAUCCGGGAAAAGCAAUCUGCAUCCUGGGCUUUGAAAUGUGUCAAGGCAGGUGUGGACCACUUUAAACACAGUCGCCAUGUGGAAGCCAUGAAUGAGUACAACAAAGCUUUGGACAUCGACACAAACAAUGUGGAAGCGCUGGUAGCACGAGGAGCUCUGUAUGCUAAUAAAGGCAGCAUUUUGAAGGCUAUAUCAGACUUCGAACUGGCCCUGAAGACCUGUCCAGAUCACCGCAAUGCCAAGAAGUACCUCUGCCAGACACUGGUUGAGAGAGGAAAACAACUGGAGGAACAGGAGAAACUAGUAACAGCAGAAGGGGUGUACCGAAGAGCACUUUCACUGGAUGAUGCAAACCCUGAGGCCCAGGAAGCCUUGAACAAGAUCACAGAGACCAUACAGAAUUCGAUUCGCCUUCGGGAAGAGGCGCUCACUAAAGAGGCGGCAGACAAAGCUAAGAGCAGUCAAAGCAGUGCUGAGAAAUUGCGUAAGAUCUUAAAAGAGGACAAGAGGAUGAAACGAAAACGGAAGAGAUCGACCUCUUCCUCGUCAACAUCCCCUUCCUCUAGGGACUCCUCCACUUCAUCGUCCUCGUCCGAUCACAGGAGGUCCAAAAAGAAGAAAAAGAAGAAAAGGAGGUCGCAGCGGGAAGGCAAGCGCCAUCGCAGGCUCUCUUCAAGAGAGAGCAACAGGAGGAGUGAAGAGGGUAAAUGUGUGAAAAAGAGGCAGGAGAAAGAGGAGGAUGAGGAGUUGGAGUGGUACCCGGAACCUCCUAACACCUCUGCCACCUUUCUCAACCAGAAGGGAGGCCAAGGUUUUGGAGUAAUGGAAGAAGAGGAGGAGGGAGAGGCAAGUAGGAAGGGCAAAGCUGAUAAUGGCCCAAGGAUCUGUUUAUACUCUUUGUCAGGAACCUCAGAAGAUGAAGAGUCUGAGUGUCCAUCUCAUUCAGGAAGUAACAAUAAGGUUAAAGUAGAAAGCAGCUCCAGGACGAGGAAGAGUAGCAGUGGAAGUCCAGAAAGAUCUAAGAGUAGAGAUAGUAGUCAUAGGAGCAUGGAGAGAGGAAAUGAGGAUAAAAGGAGGAGAAGCUUAGAUGAGAGGAAGCGCAAAAUAUCUUGCUCGUCAUCGGAGUCCUCGUACUCGAGGAAACCUACGGAUGCAGAACAUUCAGGACACUUCGGUCAAAGUAAAGAUUUUUCUCGGAGGAGCUCCUUGGGAAGCGAAACGUAUGAAACCCGAGGCUGGGAAAAAGAGGAAACUUGGAAAGAUAAGUGUCGUAGUAAUGAAAAAGCCAAGGAGGAGAAGGUAGAUGAAAGCAGGUCAGGUACAGCUGAGCAGGGUGGAGAGAUCUUGGUACCAGGGGGAAAGGCCAAAAAAGACCUUCCUGCAAAUUUGCUGGACAUCUUCAACCAAAUUGCCAAGUUUGAGAAGGAUAAAGGCGUUAGACCAAAAAAGUAAACGACAGAUCAUGAGUUCCAUUUGGAAAGUUUAAAUGUUGUGUACAUUUGAAAUGGAAAUAAGUCUUCUUUUUUUUUUCUUCUUUUAAAUAUGCCUUUGUUCAUGUGUUGCUUACACCCUGGAAGAGAGGGCUGUAAUUGUUUUACAGAUAAACUGCUGCGGAAACAGUAAAUAAACAUUUAGAAGCCAGGUCCCAAAAGCAGGGAUGUGCCUGAAAAAAUAUGCUGAAUGCCACACGAACUGACAUUUUGACUUAUCAAAGUACAAAAGAAAUUAUUGGAUGUGCUUUUCACAAGGGGUGUAAAACAUAUUCAGGACAGUUUUGGAAAGGGACAUCAGACUCACCAUUGUGCAUCGAUUUAAUACAACUCAACUGUUAAUGUUUUUUAAACAUUUUGUGUCUUAUUUUUUUAGAGCGACUGUACUUAAAAAAAUGUAUGUAAAAGUCUUAUCUAAAUGUUUUUUUGAAAAAUCUUUAUGGUCAUCACACUUUAUUUCUGUCACAUACUUGGCCCGUGCUACAGUAAAAAACAGAUUAACAAACAAUACGCAACAAAAAAAACGAGACAAUAAAAAUGUUGGUCCAAAGGUGCCAGUGUUUUUACAUACUUCAUCCACAUCGUAUGGUAUUUGAAGUUUGUGCAUCUGCUUUCUUGUAGCGCUGCCAUUACCCCCAAACUGAUGGAGAAAUGGAACUUACCGAUCUUUAAUGAAAUAAAAUAAAAGCGGGCCCUUGGUUAUAUCAACUUUUAUCCCUGAGGUAGGCAUUUUUCAGAGCUCUAAAGAAGGUAACAAAUGCAAGAGUGUGGGUGUGUGUGAACAUCAGCGUGUGCCUGUAUGAUUUGUCCGUGUUAAAAAAACAAAACAUUUCCUCGAUUGGCUGUCUUUUUUACAUGUGACUUUUUGCUCGUUUCUGCCGUCAGUUGUCUGUAUUAUGAGGUGUGUAAAGCAAUUUGUGCUCAGAGUUGUAUGAGUAUGUGCAUAUAAAAAAUGUGUCCGUCUGUAAUCAGAUUUGUGUGAUCGAUUGUGCCCGAUUUUUACACCUGACUUUUGCGACACUCCCGCCAUGUCAGAGUUCAAUGUCCGUGCAGCGAUUCGAAGAGUUGCCUGUCUGUAAGUUCACCUUGCCUUUCCCCAUACUCGCCACUCGUCAGCGCCUUGCAUCCACUCUCACUUGUGUUGCUGUUGAAGCCAAAAACAAGUACAAUUGACUUUCUUUUACUUUAUGUAAAUAAAAGUUCAGGUUUUAGUGGUAGUUGUCCGAAGUAUUUUGUACUCAAAUGAGUUAUCAGUUAUGUCAUGACAUACAGGGGCCAAAAUGGUCAUGUUUCUUCCGUCAGGGGGCAUGGGUUCUUGUGAUAGGGUGAUUGUGGCAGAUUGCUGUACAGCAGUGGUUCUUAACCUUGUUGGAGGUACCGAACCCCACCAGUUUCAAAUGCGCAUUCACCGAACCCUUCUUUAGUGAGAAAUAAAAUGUUUUGUUUUUUUUCAAAUUCAAGACAAAGCUAUAUGUUUUUUUUACUGGCGCACAAAAUGAACCGUGCAUGAACAUCACCUCGUUCAAAGAACAAAACCAACACAGUGCAUGAACUCACAACAAAUUACACACCUGCAAAUCAGUGUGACUUUGGCUGUUGCCAUAUCCAUAAUCAUCAUCAUCGGCGGUCACUCGAACGAGUAUGACAAUCCUGGUAGGGGUGUAUCCCUUUAUGGAGGAUGCCUGUGCGUGACUUUGUUUUACGUGGGGAGACUGGUGCACAGACAGUCACCACACGAUCCUUGACAGAAUCGGGUCAGGGUCCAGUGGCAUGGAGUCCCAAGACGUUGAGGUCUUCACUGUAUCCCUGGCUAGGGGGCAGUCAGGUACUAGGCGUUUGCCAAGGGCCACCUGGGGUAACAGUAGUAAAGGGGUUAACCUCCUAGUGCCCCAAGACCCCAUAGAGGAUCCUCCACUGCCGGAUGCACUUUAACGUCAUGCCCAGGACGUAUCCAUAAUACGCCGAUAGGGAAACGUUUUUAUUUACAUGAGUCAGGUGUGUGACCUCCGCGGCGGAGGCUCUGCCGAACCCCUAGGGUUCGAUCGAACCCAGGUUAACCACUGCUGUACAGUUACCACAUACAUACCUCUGAAUACUGACACACAACUCUUAAAAUGUCAGAAACUAACAAAAAGUCAAGAGUUUAAAGACAGCCAAUUGAGGAAAUACGGACAGACCGAUUUAGUUUUACCCACAGACAAAUCAUCCGGACCAACACUAAAUGAGAUACCGACACACAGAUUAGAUCACAGACGCACAUUUUAGGAUAAACAUGUGCAAAUCAUUUUGCCACCAUACUUCCAUAGUUAGAAUAUGGAAUGAAAUAUGGUACACAGCUUUUAUUUAAUGGGUCACUCAUUAUUUAAUCAGUUAAUUAUUUAAAUGUUUUAAUGGCUUCACCAAUUUUUUCUCAACUUGUUUCUUGAUUUAAUUAUUUCAUGAACAUGUGCUUCAUGACUUUUAUCUGCCAGGCUCAGCUUCUAAAAUCAGUGGGCAGAUUCUAACACCUGAUUGGUUACUUCCACUUGUCGACCAGAAAAGCGGAGGAGUACUGGUCAAUAUCUUGGUCUGAUAGUGCGGAAAUAACUCCGACAACUUCAAUAAAUUCCUCUACUUUACUCUGUGUCAGUAUGUCUUGUUUCCAACUACUUAGCAAGAUUUAAAAUAUCUAACACCAACUCCCGAAAAAGUAGGAGUAUGUUUACCUUAGCCGCCAUGAAGCGCUGGCACACAGGGUCAUGAAAUUAGUAAAUCAUGAAAUCAAUAUUUAAUCAAAUAAUUAGACGUUAGACAAAUCAAUGAGGGAUUUCUUAGCAGAAUUCUUAUCAAUAUGGAUACUGUUGUUGAUAUUAUUCAUUUUUGUUGAACUACUUUUGGAUUGUUUUGUGUCAUGUGUGUGUGUCCGCUCAAUUGCUCUGUUGAUUGCUAUUCUGAAUGUUGCUAGAAGGGGUUUGGUUUUGGAAUUGGAAUUGUAUUAUUAUGGUAUUAUUGUAUAUUAUUUUGUUGGAUUGAUUAAUAAAAUAACAUUGAAACAACACAUUUAUGCAUUA